UACUAUAGGAGGCUCAAUUCAGCCACGUUGGCGGUGGUGGAGGUCCCUUCGCUGGCCCCACUGGCGAACGGAGAGUUGGAGCUGCUUCGCCGCCACCAGCAGCUCCACCGCCUGCAGUGGGGUCAGUAUCUCCGUCACCAGGGUCCUCAGCGUCGCCACCCUCAGCUGGUCCGCCUCCUCCACCAUCCCCGCCAGCUUCUCUUCGUGCUCCUUCAUCGUCGCCUCAACCACCUCGCGUCCUCCACUCCCUUCGGCCACCUCCGCUCUCCUCCUUGCUCGGUCCACCGCGAUGGGCAGCAGCGGCUUGUCCGCCACGUCCUCCUGCAACGUGGCCAUCUUGGCGGACAGCCUGUCCUCUUCCUUCAACGUCCGGCAGUGGAGGUCGUUGACCGUGGCCAGCUGGGCUGCGGAGAGACCCACCAGCCCUCUCUGGAAGGCGGCGGCCAAGCCGCCGGGGGCGAGGAUGUCGUCGAGGUGGGCCUCGAGCUCGUAGCCGGAGAGGGCGUAGAGGAGGCGGAUGGAGAGGGUGGGGCGGCAGCCGCCGAGCCAGAGGAAGGAGUUCUCGAAGGCGGUGCACCACGGCGGGCAGAAGAAGGUGGGCCCGUCCUCCCUCGCCAGCGCCCGCCGCUUCUCGGAGUACUCCUUGUAGUGCCUCAUGCUCUUCUCCACCAACUCCCUCAGCCGCGAGUCGCUCUCCCUUCUCUCGCUUUGCAUGGACUCGAGCAGCUCGUUCAGGUCCGACUCCUGCUCUCGGACCCACUCGUCGAAGCAAGAACGAAACCGACCGUCCAUCCCUAGACUUCUCUAGCUGUGUCUGCGAUGGAUAUACUACGGAGUCCCAAUUUGGAAUUGAUGGGAGGGGAAGAUGGAGAGAAUGUAUAGGGAGAGGAGGUGGGGGCCGGGUUGGUGGUUGGCAUGGGGAGUGAAGAAAAGCGAGUGAGGGAUAGGACGGAAAAUGACGUUAAAGAGGCCGGAUCGGAACUGGAUGAUAGGGGAG
Messenger RNA from Elaeis guineensis (African oil palm), 997 nucleotides. The record is from RefSeq and is a predicted model, not a curated record. NCBI's taxonomy places the organism in Eukaryota, Viridiplantae, Streptophyta, Magnoliopsida, Arecales, Arecaceae.